Messenger RNA from Hydra vulgaris (swiftwater hydra), 744 nucleotides. RefSeq lists its product as uncharacterized. The record is from RefSeq and is a predicted model, not a curated record. NCBI's taxonomy places the organism in Eukaryota, Metazoa, Cnidaria, Hydrozoa, Anthoathecata, Hydridae.
AUGUUAACAGAAACCGAUAACGAGGCAUACAAAGAUAAUUCUCAAACAACCAGUAAUGAUAUUGCUUGUGUUUUUUCGGAUGACUUUUGUAGCAAGGCUACAAAACUGGCACAAUUAGUUAACAAACCGCUUAGAAAAUACAGUCAUUUGACAGGAAGUGAUGGACAAUUAACUAAGCAUUUAAGCUACCAAUAUCACAAAAAUUCUGGUGUGUUUGGUGAUCAUUUUUUACUAUCAAUGAAUUUAGGUACAAAUAUAAAAAUUAUGCUAAAUGAAAAGUACAAAGCGGAAGUAAAAGAAUCACGCGAACCACUGUUGGCUUAUCGGGUCGAUGCUGGAGACAAAGUUUUAGAACACCAUUUAAAAAGUUCAGGAAAAAAUGCAACAUAUAUUUCAAAAACAGUUCAAAAUGAACUAAUAAACAUUUGUGUUCAAAUUAUAACAAAAAAAAAAAUUAAAGAGGCUAAAAUUGCUAAGUACUUUUUGGUGAUUGCAGAUGAAACGACUGAUGUUUCUCAUCACGACCAGUUAUGUGUAUGCAUUUGCAUUGUAUGUUUGAUAAAUGAUUUUCAUACAAUCAGAGAAGAAUUGUUAAACUUUGAGAAAGCUAAUGAUCUUAGUGGUAAAAGGUUAGGUGAACUAAUUAUUCAAAAUCUGAAAGGACAUAGUCUCGACCUUUUUUACUUAGUAGGUCAAGGUUAUGAUGGCGCAUCAGCUAUGUCUGGCUGUUAUAAUGGUGUCUAG